CACCGUCUCAUUACUCUCUUGAAAAUUAUGUAAGAAAAUUAAUUUGUCAGGCCACUGGCACCUGCUAGCCCCAGUUUACCCGGCAGGUAUUCAAAAUAAUUUCAGCAGAAUUUUCAUCGAGUCCCGUGAAACUGAAUCAAUAUACUCGCGCUGCCGCAACAGCCAACUGAUAGUAAAGUAGUACAUUAUACAAUCUCGUUGAAAAAAAAAUAGUCGUAACCCGACCUGUGUUGCAAUAACCGAUAACCCCGAAUCAAAAAACCAACUAGCUUCAUAAAAUUGAUGACAACCAGAUUCAUCUGUCAUGGACCAUCUUUGAGUGGAGGCAAUCCAUUUUUUGGUCAUGUUUUCCUCGAAAUUCCAGUGAGAUUUGUGCACAUAAACCCGAACACAAUUAGUGCGCUUAACAAUGAAGUGUGAUCAGGACAUUGGAAUUAAUAUUGAUGAGCCCAGAUAUGAUCAAGAAACGUACGUCGGAAGGGCGAAACAUUUCUUUCUGAUCACCAACCCACUGAACUUGUUCGUUACCGGCAGGACCUUAGAAAAUGCUAAAUGUUUGGUCACGAGAUACAGGUGCAAAGAGCCGCUGCCGCCCGGCACGACCGAAGACGACCUGUGGCGCGCCAAGACCCUCUACGACUCGGCCUUCCAUCCAGACACCGGUGAGAAGAUGAACCUGAUAGGGCGCAUGUCCGCCCAGGUGCCCAUGAACAUGAUCAUCACCGGCGGGAUGAUCACCUUCUACCGCUCUACUCCCGCUGUGGUAUUCUGGCAGUGGCUGAACCAGUCGUUCAACGCGCUGGUCAACUAUACCAACAGGAGCGGGGAUAUUCAACAAACCAACAAGCAAUUGAUAACAUCAUAUGUUUGCGCGACAGGAGGUGCUGUUGGUACAGCGCUGGGGCUGAACAGCCUCGUCAAGACGAUGCCACCAAUAAUUGGUCGUAUGGUUCCAUUGGCUGCGGUUGCAGCAGCCAACUGUAUCAAUAUUCCUAUGAUGAGAGCCCAAGAAAUUCGACUCGGUACGCCGGUGUAUGAUGAACAGAACAAUAAGUUGGGUUAUUCAAAGGUGGCAGCUCAGAGUGGAAUAGGACAAGUGAUACUCAGCAGGAUAUGCAUGGCACUUCCAGGAAUGGUGAUAACUCCCUUAGUGAUGGACUAUCUGGAAAAGAGGGGAACUCUCUGUAGAUACCCCUGGAUGACAUUGCCCGCAUCAGUUGGUAUUCUCGGUCUAACAUUAACGUUUGCUACUCCACUGGCUUGUGCAUUCUUCAAACAGAAAGCAUCUAUUCCAUUCAAGCAUUUGGAGCCAGAAUUAAGGGAGGAAAUCCAGAAGAAAUAUGAUGUACUGCCUACCACAGUGUUCUUCAACAAGGGUCUAUAAGACAUGGAUUUGAAAAAAUCACUCAAGUACCUGUCAUAAAGCUGUGUUACCCUAUUCUAUUGUAGCCUAUCAAUACACGCCAAUACCUCAUUAAUUUCGUUGAAUCUCAAAGUGAGAGUUUCUGUUAUUGAAAGAAUCAAUGAUGCGCUGUAGGUACAUAAAUAUAGGUUUAUUGCUGACAAUAAAAAGUUAUCUGAAACCAUUCCAUAUGAGUCUUCUAUGUAUUUCUGAUUGAAAAAUGUGUUUGUCCAAUAUGGUUAUCAUUCGUAGAAGAUAAUAAAAAUGAUUGUAAAAAGUAUAGAAUGAAGAUGUCAAUACUCUCUGA
Phaedon cochleariae (mustard beetle) is the source of this 1709-nucleotide messenger RNA. NCBI's taxonomy places the organism in Eukaryota, Metazoa, Arthropoda, Insecta, Coleoptera, Chrysomelidae. The record is from the annotation of a GenBank genome assembly.